UUUUCAGAAGAUGAAUUGAAUCUUCUGGUUAUCAUAGUUGAUACCAACCCAAUUUGGUGGGGGAAACAAGGAUUAAAGGAAUCUCAGUUUACUUUAUCAAAAUGCAUAGAUGCUGUGAUGGUGCUGGGAAAUUCUCAUUUAUUCAUGAAUCGUUCUAACAAACUUGCCGUGAUAGCAAGUCACAUUCAAGAAAGUCGAUUCUUAUAUCCUGGGAAGAAUGGCAGACUUGGAGACUUCUUUGGAGACCCCGGCAACCCUCCUUCUGAAUUCAGCCCCUCAGGGAGCAAAGACGGCAAAUACGAGUUGUUCACAGCAGCAAAUGAAGUCAUUGCUGAAGAAAUUAAAGAUCUCAUGACCAAGAGUGACAUAAAGGGUCAACAUACGGAAACUCUGCUGGCGGGAUCCCUCGCCAAAGCUCUUUGCUAUAUUCAUAGAAUGAACAAGGAGGUUAAAGAUAAUCAAGAAAUGAAAUCGAGGAUUUUGGUAAGAUUAAGAAAAAAUCAGUACUGUCUAGUCAUUCUUAUUACUCUUAUAAUGUUUCCGGAAUGUUCGUUUCAGAAUAUUUUGAUCGAUGCCUGUGUUUUAGACUCGGAUUCAGGACUCCUCCAACAGGCCUGUGACAUCACGGGGGGACUGUACUUGAAGGUGCCUCAGAUGCCCUCCCUCCUGCAGUAUUUACUGUGGGUUUUUCUUCCCGAUCAAGAUCAAAGAUCUCAGUUAAUCCUCCCACCCCCGAUUCACGUGGACUACCGGGCUGCUUGCUUCUGUCAUCGAAAUCUUAUUGAAAUUGGCUAUGUCUGCUCUGUGUGCUUGUCAAUAUUCUGCAAUUUCAGUCCUAUCUGCACCACCUGCGAGACAGCCUUUAAGAUUUCGCUGCCUCCGGUGCUGAAGGCCAAGAAAAAGAAACUGAAAGCAUCAGCAUGA
Puma concolor (puma) is the source of this 924-nucleotide messenger RNA. The record is from RefSeq and is a predicted model, not a curated record. Lineage: Eukaryota; Metazoa; Chordata; Mammalia; Carnivora; Felidae.